UUCUAGCUCAAGUACUUGCAGAAACACUUCAUGGGAAUUUAAUAUUGGACUAACAAUGGCCAAAUCUCCCACUUCUUCAGUGCAGACCAUCUUUCGCAGGUUGUCUUUGUUUACAAAAAGUGGCAGUGAACGUAAAGAAUAUAAACAGUCCCGAAAGCAUUCUUUAUCAAUAAGUAAAGAGGAAGAAAUUACCGCAGAGAUUCCUCUGAGGCCAUGCUCAGUUUUGGAGAUCAGAGAUUAUAUACAAAAAGACAGGCUAAAGGAGGCCUAUGUGAACCUGCAAGCCAUGCGCCUGGAGCUCCAGCGUGAACGGAAACCCCAGGAAGAAGGAGCUUCUCCUGUGAAUCUAGUGAAUAAAGAAAAGGAUAUUAAUAUCCUAUUUGAGACUCUAAGAAACAAAAUAUCUGACAUUGUGCGUUCUAGUUUUCAGCCCUCUUUUAAUAAAGAGCUACUGGAGUAUGCAGCACACAUUAUCAAAGAAGAGAAAGAGAAACAGGUAGAGCCAGGAGCGAUGCCGGGAUGGAGGGAAUCAUGGAGGGACGCGGUGCAAGAUGGAGUUCGAGAUACACUGAAGAAUCUUACCCUGGACACCCACAAACAGAACGAUUGUUCUUUCGAAGUGCAUCUGGAGCUUCUGGGUAAAGCUGUGGUGGAUGAUCUGGAGAGAGUGGAGACUGAACUUCUGAGCUUGUAUCCAAAAAACUUUAAUGUGCUUGAGACAUAUGUUACAUGCUAUCAUGAGGCUGUAGAAGAGCAUUUAAAGAAACUUCUGGAAAACAUGACAGAGCUAAAGGAUUACAAAGUUCUUCUAGACUUCACCAUUCAGCGCUUCCCCAGCUUGUUUAGGGCACACAGUGACCAGGAAGACAAGGCAGCUCCUAUAAUACAGGAAGACUUGCUAAAUAAAAUAAAGAGCUCAUACUGUCAGUGUCAAAAGGAUGAUUUUAAAUCUGAACUGGAGAAUAUUAUCAGAUGUGAAAAAGACGUGUGGAAAUUGAAGAAAACUCCUGAUAAAACAGAAAAUGGAUUCCUCACUUCAAACAUCCACACAAAUAUCUGUCAGCUGAUAACGAGCUAUGUUGGAAAUCUUAAGGAGAUCGAUGAGGAUCUGGGAAAAUUAUUUAUACUUGUCUGUUUAGAGGAGCUAAAUCCAUUUCUGGCAAGGUUUGAAGAAGUCUUUUCACAGAGCACAUGCUUUCUGUUGACCUCUGACCUGCUGGAUAUCUGUCUGUGGAUACAGUAUCACAUUACCUACAUCAACAGUUUUAACUCACUCAAAGAGCAUGUGCAGUGCUAUAAAGAGAGCUGCUCUGCUCAGGUGGAGACUCUAAACAAACAAGUGGAUCAAUUGAAUCAAAGACUUAGCCAGACCCUCAUUAAACAUUUCCAAACAGACGUCAAGCCUUUAAUGGAUGAAAUGAUGACCAAGAAAUGGCUGAAAACAGAUGAAGAUUUUAAUGAAGUGGUUUCCAGGAUAUAUAAUAUUUCUGGGCUCUGCAAAACCAUGAGAGCUCCUGCAGCACAAGUUUUUGCGAAUGAUAUCCACUAUUAUGUAGCCAGAGAAUACAUCUCCAAGCUGAUGAAGAAAAAGUAUAAGUGCAAAAAAAGCAAAAACGAAGAGGCAGCCAUAAAAAUCAGAGAACAAUGGAAUGAACUCAAGAAACUCUUUCAGGAAAUGGGAUCAUCUUUAGAUUGGCUUUACCCACUGGGGGAGUACCUUAGCGACAUUAUUAAAAUGGAAAAUUACAAAAAUAUCAAAGAGCUGUUGACUCCGUUAGUUAAUGAUUAUCCAGACAUCAGCAAGAAGCACCUGUUGGCUGUCCUUUACUUCAGAGGCAGCGUCUUUGGUGGUUUGAACUUUAGGAAUGAAAGUGUUCUUAAUCCUUUUACCGUGCUUAAACGGGAUGUUGGGGAUCCACAUCUUGGACGCGUCUUCUUUUCUGACAUUGAGUGAGAUUUUGCUUCUUCAGGAGAGAUUAGAUUCAAAAUACUAAAGGUCAUAAAGAAGAAGGCAAGAGGCAAUAUUUGAAGUAGGGCUGCAUCAUUAUAUAUUGCAUUAGUAUCUGCAGCUGUUAUAAAAAGAACAUGAAUACUCACAUGACAUGUUUUGCUCAAAUGUCUCUCUAAUGCAACCAUUCUGCCAUUGAAUGUUUUUAAUUGAUAGUUGGAAUGUAAUUUUGCUUCUGAGGGUUUGACUUUUUGAUAGUGUGUCAUAUGUAUAUAUGGUUAAUGUGAAUUAUACUUUGUUUAGCUGUCCUUUAUACAGUGUAACUAUUAAUUUAGCUCAGGUAUACCUAAAUGUGAAUCAGGGAUCUACAUGAGAUAAACCAUCUCUAAGUUAACUUAAUUUGUUUUUGUGCAAUAAUUCUACAUUACGUAAUUACAUUACAUAGCAAAAUGAACUAAAAGUGAGCAGUUUAUAUGUAUAGCAUGUCUUAUUUAAUCAUUAGUAAAAUGUAGUUGUUCAUGUCAACUUACCAUGCAUUAAUAUAAAAACACAAUUCUAGAUUAUAAUAACAGUGUAGUAAAUGGUGAUUCUAACAUUCACAAAUUUUAUUGCCGUGGAUUUUUAAUACUAAUAUACACGCUAAGAAAUUAUAGGUUAUUUAAACCCAAAUUGGCUAAAACAUGGACAAACCCACACAGUGUGUUAAAUUUGGUCCUAUAAAUUAAAUUUAUUACACCCAGAAUUGGAUUGAAAUAAUGCAACAUUACAAUUGCAGUUAACUUGUGUUCAUGAAAUAUAAAAUCUAAUGUAAUGUUCUAAUGUGUAAUGAAUAUUAAUUAAUGUGAUUUCUGAGCAAAACCACAUAGUCAGUUUAAACAUGUGCAGCCAUAUUGUGUGUUUUGGGUGCUAGUACUUAUACUUGCCAAUAGAGGGAGACAUUAAGCUAUCGACAUUUGAUUUACAUUUUAGAGAGACUGACUCCUAAUGGACUCAUAUGGCAAGCCAUUUAGACAAUUAUUCAAUAACCUGUGCUAGUAUCUUGAUGUUACGAUUCUAGUGCUAAUUUUUUAGAUACUAGCUUAUUUCCCAUUAAGUACUAGCACUAUUCAUUAGAAACGAGUGCCUAUUCACUAGAUACUAGUGCAUAUUCAUUAGAUACAAGUGCGUAUUCGUUAGAUACCUAUUUUUUAAAUAUUAGUAUUAUACAUUAGAUACCAGAGCUUAUUCAUUAUAUACUAGUGCAUAUUCUUUAGAUACUAGUAUUAUUCAUUAGAUACUAGUGCUUAUUAGUGAUGGGAAGUUCGGAUCAUUUUACUGACUCAGAUCUUUGAGUCUCGUUCAUCAAGAUGAACGAAUCGUUUUUCGAGUCAUUUAGUUCUUUUGGUUCAAUUUGCCAAAAUGUUAUUACAAUGUUACGAAUUGCUUCCAAACACAUCUACAACUAGCUGAAAAG
Danio rerio (zebrafish) is the source of this 3401-nucleotide messenger RNA. NCBI's taxonomy places the organism in Eukaryota, Metazoa, Chordata, Actinopteri, Cypriniformes, Danionidae. The record is from RefSeq and is a predicted model, not a curated record.